Molecule: messenger RNA, 1537 nt
Organism: Labeo rohita (rohu)
Lineage: Eukaryota; Metazoa; Chordata; Actinopteri; Cypriniformes; Cyprinidae
Product: holocytochrome c-type synthase
Exons: 7
Coding region: 122-961 (279 amino acids)
Biological process (GO): cytochrome c-heme linkage
Cellular component (GO): mitochondrion
Molecular function (GO): holocytochrome-c synthase activity
Source: RefSeq, a predicted model, not a curated record
GGGCAGUGUGCAUGUUGUUGUCCGAGCGUGGUACACACACGGCGUGAUGCAACGACCCAGAGCAUCGUGGGAUAUGAGGCAUGUUUCUAGUGAACGACAUUGACAUUAGAGGUGGGAGCUGAUGGGAGACACCAUGUCCAGCCCUACAGGCACCGUUAAGGCAGAGGGCAUCAUGGUGCCUGACUUUGGCACCGCACCACCACAGGGCUGUCCGAUGCAUCGAGAUGUUAAUAAAAGUGCCCCUCCAUCAGAAUGUCCAAUGCAUCAGGCAUCUGCACCUGCUAGCGAUCAGCUGAAGAAAGCACCAGAUGUACCAGCACAUCAGGACAGGGCUUAUGAAUUCGUGGAGUGUCCUAUGAGAGCUGCCAAUGGGGCUAAACCCACAAUGUCUGAUAUCAAUCCAGCAAACAUGAUGCCACCACCUAACCAGCAACCUUCCACUGGUCAACCAUUUUCCCUUUCUGUUGCAAGAGAGGAAUCUACCAUCCCUCGCGCUGGAUCUGAGCAGAACUGGGUUUAUCCCUCAGAGCAGAUGUUUUGGAAUGCCAUGCUGAGGAAAGGAUGGCGCUGGAAUAAUGGUGACAUCAAUCAGAAAGAUAUGACAAACAUCAUUAGGAUUCACAAUCAGAAUAAUGAGCAAGCCUGGCAGGAAAUCCUAAGAUGGGAGAAGCUCCAUUCCAAAGAAUGCCCAUGUGGACCUUCUCUUCUAAGGUUUGGUGGCAAAGCAAAAGAGUUUUCACCCAGAGCUCGAUUUCGCAACUGGAUGGGGCAUGAGCUACCGUUUGACAGGCACGACUGGAUUAUUGACCGGUGUGGAAAAGAAGUCAGAUAUGUGAUAGACUACUAUGAUGGAGGCCAGGUGGCCAAGCACACUAUCCUUGACGUGCGUCCAGCCUUUGAUUCCUUAGGAGCUGUUUGGGACCGUAUGAAAGUGGCCUGGUGGCGUUGGACCUCCACAUGAAUUUUCUUUUGUGAUCUUUAGGACAUACUGGAACUGAUAUUUAUAUAGCUUAGUGGAAGCUUUUUUUUUGACAUGACCUUAUAUCAUUAUAUUGCUGUCAUGAAUUUGGUAUGUGCAUAUCUUCAACACAUCCUCCAAUGAUAUCUGCAGAACCUGCUAUUGCAGCACUGUGUGCUGUUGUAGGCGUACAGUGUCAUGCAAUGUACUUUAUUACUGUAAUUAAAGAAAAGGUAAUCAAACCAUCUGUUAUUAACCUAAUGAAGGCACUCUGGCAAGUGAAAAUGAAAUGUAAAGUAUGACUUUUAGAAACUAAUGUUGACAUUUUGCUUUCCUGUUUUAUUUGAAAACAUUUACAGUGUUAACCACCCAAAAUGACAGAAUCCAAUGAUUGUGUAAAUAGGCUGAUAACUUUUUUUUUGUUUGUUUUUCUUCAUUUACUGCCAUUUUCUAGCUAAUCAAUUAUUUAUUUCUGCCACAACGCCAUUUGUUAAAAAUGUACCACAAAAUGAUUUUCAAAACAAAAUGCCAAGAUGAAAUAAUUUAUAGAACUGAAAUUAAAAAUACUGUCAAACAAUA